Molecule: messenger RNA, 3406 nt
Organism: Ornithodoros turicata
Lineage: Eukaryota; Metazoa; Arthropoda; Arachnida; Ixodida; Argasidae
Exons: 3
Coding region: 147-989 (280 amino acids)
Source: RefSeq, a predicted model, not a curated record
GCCUGGCGCUGGCUUGCAAAAUGUUGCUGGUCCCAGCUGCUUGCUUCGGUGGUUUAUUUUUGUGCGUUCUGAUGUAAUAAAGUGGCAAUACGAAACCGACGAAACGUCCGCACACUUGAUGGAACUUAAACCUUGCGUCGGACUUAAUGGAAGACGGACAACCGUUCAGUAACCUUCUGUGCGAACUGAAGGCACUCUGGAAGGAGGCAGGCUUUACGGAAAAUGAGAAAUCAUUCCAGUCGGCUUUCAAGAGUGACAUCCCGCGCAGGACACUCCAUCACUGCCGAUCGGUCGAAGACCUGAUGAACACGUUGCUGGACCAGGAGCUUGUGACGGCGUUUCAUCUGGAAAAGUUGAAAGCAAUUGCCGAAUUGCUCCGCUGUGAGGAAGGAACGAGACUCAUAGCCUUGUACGAAAAGUUGCGUAUGCCAGAGGAGCAGGGAAGUGCCGAAGGGAACGGGUGUUCGUCGUGCCUAGUCUCAGGUCCCAGUUAUCCAGGUGACAGAGGACAUGGCCUCCCAAGUCUGACCAUUGUUCACCAACCCACAAAAAGGGAGAUUGAAGCCUACGCAGGAAUCCUGUACAUAUCAGAAUAUCACGCGUCAUACUGGAGAUGUCUGGUACGCGAAUUGCCGCCUGGGCUGCAGGUCCCAGAGAGGGAUAUCUUGGCCCUCGGAAAACAAAAGUGCGUGCUGCCCAAAGAAGGACAGUGCGGCAACAGGUGCACCUGCUUACGGGUACUCCUGUUGUGGAGAGAGUGUCACACGGACAGCGCCACACUCAAAGUGAUCAUCAACGCUGCAAGGUCGUCGGAGAAUGCGAAACUUAAAGAGAUUGCAAACGUACUAAGCAGCGGCAGCUACAUGAAAUAUUGCGUUAACUCCCAGUGUAUAGUAAUCGCGUGUGGAAUGCGGUCAUGUAAGCAAUAUAAGGAUGUGUACACAGUAGAAAUGUUGGCAAAUCACCUGGCGAAAGAGGUGACCGGUUAAACGCCGACAGAAAGUGUGUCAAAUUGAGUGCAGUAUUGCGGAUAUGAAUGGAGGUUCUUAGAUAGGUAUUGUGAAUCCUUGAAGGUAACUAGAGAAUAUACUGGCACUAAUACAACACACAGCCAAACUUCCAAGUGAUUUAAUGAAAGAUCAUGCACAUUAUCAGCUCACGCACCAAUGACCACCAAUGACCGGUUACAUACUGUAUACAGCAAGUUUCGUGAGCUGGUAAUGUGCAUGAUCUUUCGUUAAACCAGUUGGAAGUUUGGCGUCCUAGUACCUGUCUCGUCUGUGUGUUGUAUUCGUGCCGGUUUACUCUCUCGUCAUGUACCAACUACCCCAAGUGUCCACGUCUUUAGAAAGUAACCUAAACAUCUUUUACAGUGUUGUUUAAUAUGUUAAAGGGGCACAAAAAUGCAAAAACAACUUCACUUCAAAUCACGUUCCACGCUAUGUUAAUUUCAUACUUGUUAUCUUAAUUCAAAACUUUGAUUCCGGUACACAGCUACAAUCGAAAUUAUACCGUGUUCUUUCCUGCUUCGGCGCUAAGCAGUGAACGUUGUUUCAGCUCGUGCAUCUGUGUUUUAGUUCAUGCCCCCCCCCCAAAGUACAAGUACAAAGCAAGUACAAGUACAAAGCUGGGACCGCCCCUGUUUCAAAGCCUCCUUUAACCAGCAGAGCAGGCUACAGUAGUAUGCCACAUUAACUGUUCCUCCUUUCUAGAGAUAGUCAGUCAUCAAGACACCUUCCUUGUCGCAGAAAACUGUGGGCCAUGACCUUUCCCACAGAUCGUCAAGUCAUUAACUUCUGCGGCCUCGGAGAACCCAAGGGUCGCCGUUCUAUGGAUUGUUGUUUUGUCUCGGGAUCAUGGUGAUGCAGCUGUAACAAGUCACUCAAGAAAGGUCUUACUAGAUUGCUCAAAAUACUGCAAAACCAACAUGGAGGCAUCCAUCCAGCGUUGUUUCUCAUCGGCAUCGAAACGUUUCAGCACCCGCUUGGCUGACAGCUCCUGCAUACCCACCUCUUCAUGAAUAGAACCUGAAGUUUUCGGGAAAAAUGUUUUUCCAAAUUCGGAGGGUAAAAUUUUGCGAAAUAAACGUGUGCUCUAAAUUGAUGUGAAUUCGGGUGAAAAAAAAAACUUUCGGUGUACUAAAUUUUGGGAGAAAUUGGGCCCUAUUACUCUAACGAACUGUACCGGUUUGGGACAAACCGUGAUGUAACUGUGUUCGCUGCCAAACAAGCUAGUGUGCAUUGCUACAGACGUUACAUUGAGUGUAAUUUGCUGGGUAAGAAUUGGGUUUCACCCUAAGGAGGCCACCUUCAAUUUAGGGUGCAAAUUCGGGGAAGAAUCGAGUUAAACCCUGAAACUUCAGGCUCUAUUCAUGAAUUACAAAGCCAACGCAUUUUCUGGAUAUGCCCAAGGUUUCCACAAUAGACGACGUCAGAAAAUCCCAGUGCUCUUUGCGCACGCAUUGCAUCCUGGGCGCUUGCUGAGCGGGGUAACGAAGAAUAAUCCUUCACAUUUCGCAUUACCUUGACACGUCCUCGACUAUGGACCGGUAGGGAAGAAAUCUGAACAGUUUGGAGGCAACCCGUUUUCUUUCGUAUUAGUAAACUCCCACAGUUCAAAGUGGCGCUAAGCACUCCGGGAUUUUCUAAACUCGUCUGUUGGUUUAGCCGAGAUUCGUUAAGUCUUUGAAAAUGUCUCUGCGUCUUUAUCCCCAUGCUGAGAGCUGGCACACCACUUCUUCACGGUUAAGCCUAACAUGGACACUUAUAACUUAAUGUUAGCGUCAUGGAGUCGCAGACUUCCCGCUGAGCUUUCUCCUGCACGAAUGGGGACUUCAUGACAGCCGAAGUUCAACCUUUUGAAAAUUUAACGCUUGUAGUAGGUUUGGUUCUUAUGCUACAAACCUACAAUUUCUCUUCUUCGUGUUAAUAUAUCUGAAAGUGCCACUUGUGCCAAGAACUUUUCAGUACACUCUCGUACAACAAAUAGCAGACUAAACUUGCCAAGCAGAGUCUUCUGUCAAAUUGGCCUAAUUCGUGUUGUUCACACUUUAUUUAUUAUUUCCUUUUAUUUAUGCAACACUGCAGGCUCCAUGGUGCUCUGGCUGGAGUAUUUCACUGUACAGAUAACGAGGAAAAAUUAUGACACAUAUAUGUAAACCCUAAUUACAAACAUAGGAUAACAACAGGUUAUAAGGUAUGCAGUGAAACGGCGAUUUCAACGCAUUGAAUCUUUUUUCGAAUAUCUUGUUCAAAUCAUUGCCAGUUUUCACAAAAGAGUUGUUCUUGAAUUUGUUUGUACAAACACAUGUUGAUGAUAAAUUAUGUUCAUGUUUGUGUCUAUCUAGUUUAUAUCUCUUGUUGGGAUGAAUGCCUGAUUUGAAGUAUAAAGCAAUUAAGCGCAUAAA